Messenger RNA from Theobroma cacao (cacao), 2546 nucleotides. The record is from RefSeq and is a predicted model, not a curated record. Lineage: Eukaryota; Viridiplantae; Streptophyta; Magnoliopsida; Malvales; Malvaceae.
UUAUAUAAACUCAUAAGGCCUACCCCUGAAACGCCCUCAUUGAUAAAAUCAAUUAUCAUCUAAAUCCAUCCAAUAUUUCAAUCUCAUUCCGCUCAGUAACAAAUCCAAGCUCCGCCUUGUGCUUUCCUUCACCAGUUCCAGCAGUUGUUUUAGCAAGAUCGCUGAAAUCCAAUUAUAUCUAAGUCUCAGGUUUGCUUUCUCCUCGUUUCCUUAGAAUCAAUUCAGAAGAUAAUGAUGAUGAUCGAUUUCAGCUCGUUUUCUCCUACCUACGCUUACUCACCUGCCAUUAGAUUUCUAGUGUUUCUUCUCGCCCACUUUUCGAUAAUGCGGAAGCUUUCUCUGUUUCUGGAAUUGCUGCGUCGCGGUUAUCUUCAUUUUUCUGAUUCUUAGGUUUAGGGUUUAAUUAGGGUUAUUUAAGGAUUGCUCAUGAAAGUGGGCUUUCGAUGAUUGGAUUUUUCCUGGAAUUUCGAGGACCAGAAAGUUGAAAGUCGAGGGCUUUGGUAUUGGUGAAAAGGGAAUAUCUAUAAACAUGGAAUUAAAUUUUUUAGUAUUUAUUCUAGUUUGGAUAUACCUUGGAAAAACAUGUUUAGGCCUUAGGGUUUAUUAUUUUUUUUGGUGAGAACGCAAAAAAGAAUAUGCUGGAAGAAUAAAAUUCUAGGUUUUUGUUUCUUGAUUUUGAAGAUCGGCUGCUAUUUUUGGUUGGCUCCUGGUCGAUUUCAAAAAAUAUCCAGCUGUCUGUAAUUUUGGACUUACUACUUUUUGAUUAUGUGCAAUUAUAGAUUCCCAGAGUUUAGUGUUCGUUUAGGAUUUAAUUAGGGUUAUCUACGGCUUGCUGAGCAAUUGGAUUUUGGUGGAAUUCGAGGCUUUGGUCUGUGGGCAUGUGUUGUCUGUAUUGGAGAUACUUAUUUUGUCCUGCAACAGAUUGAAUGAAAUGCACAGGAGACUGCGGACUGUUUGUGAUUCAUUCUUUCUAGUUUGGACCUUCUUCAAAGGAGUUGAUUUGAUAUUUUUUGGAUCUUCCUCGCAAGAUUGACCUUGCCAAAGCUUGUGGAUUUUACCUGAUUUGAAAUCUGUUCAAAGUUUGGAUAUAAUUCGAAGGAAUCGAAUUGGUGUUUUAAUCAUCUUCAGAAGAAACUGUAAUUGAUUUGUAUACAUCUUUUGUCUAUAGCAUGGGAAUUAGACGAGCAGCAAGAAGAUAUGAUCAUGACAGUGUAGAAAGACUUUCUGUUCGACCUCAAGGAGAAGCAGCAAACAUCAAUGAUUACCGUAGAAAUGCCAAGCCAUACCAUUCUAUAUCAGAAGAUCUAUUAGCAAAGAGCUCCGGUCAUCAUCCUAAGAAUUCAUAUGUUUCGACUAUAAAGGCCCGAGAGCAAGAAAAUAAGCUUUGCAAGUACUGGAUGUCAGGCUACUGUGCCAGAGGCGAUAAAUGCUGGUAUUUGCAUUCAUGGUACUGUGGAGAUGGAUUCACGAUGUUGGCAAAGCUGGAGGGCCACAAGAAGGCUGUUCAUGGAAUUGCUCUUCCUCUAGAGUCUGAGAAGCUCUAUUCUGGCAGUAGUGAUGGAACUGUACGGACAUGGAACUGCCACUCUGGAAAAUGUGUUCGUUUGAGUAAUCUUGGUGAUGAAGUUGGUUCUAUGAUUACUGAGGGCCCAUGGGUGUUCAUUGGUAUGAAAGGUGUUAUUAAGUUAUGGAAUAUUCAAACAGUGGAUGAAUUGAGUCUAAAAGGGCCUGUUGGACAAGUAUAUUCUAUGGUUGUUGCUAAUAACAUGCUUUUUGCUGGGGCACAGAAUGGUGUUAUUUUUGCAUGGAAAGGCAGUUCUGAGGCCAGUCCUUUUCAACUGGUUGCAUCCAUGGAGGCCCAUUCCGAUGCUGUAUUAUGUUUAACUGUUGGAGAAAAAAAGUUAUAUUCUGGUUCUGUGGAUCACACUAUAAGGGUCUGGGACAUGGACACAUUACAGUGCAUUAAGACAUUGAAUGGACAUGAGGAUGCUGUGAUGUCUCUUCUUUACUGUAAUGGGUGUUUGUUCUCAUGUUCACUGGACUGCACUAUAAAGGUUUGGUUUGCUACAGAAGGAGAAAAUUGGGAAGUGAUCUAUACUCAUAAGGAAGAAAAUGGCGUGCUAGCCCUUUGUGGCAUGAAUGAUGCAGAAACUAAACCAGUUUUGUUCUGCUCCUGCAAUGACAACACUGUUCGCCUGUAUGACUUGCCAUCGUUCACUGAGAGAGGCAGGUUAUAUUCAAAACAUGAAGUUAGAGUGAUUCAAAGAGGGCCUUUUCCCCUUUUCUUCACAGGGGAUGGAAAUGGGUCGCUGACAGUUUGGAAGUGGUUGCAGAAGCCUGGAGGAGGGGCCCCUUGAAUCUUGAUAAGCCACGUGUUUAUAUAAACAUCUUGCCCUGCAAACUCUUUCACUUUGGCUGCAUGGAGAAGAUGGAUGAAGGGAUGUAGAAACUAGUGGAGGCUAUUUCUAUUCUUGAGCAGAACUUUUUGACUGAUUGUAACCAAUCAUGUAUCUAUUAUAUACGUAUUCAAGCAUUUGAUUCAUUAA